CGUUUUUUCAGCUGUUUCGGACGUGGACUAUGGAAUUGAAAAUUAAUUUCGGUUUGCAGAAAACAAUAUGUAUUUUUCGCAAGUAAUCAUUAAAACUGCAAAAUUGUUAAGAUAACAAACACUAAAAAGAAUAUUUGAGUACCCUAAAUAUUCGACCAAACCGAAGGUCGCCUUAGACGAAAACGUAUUAAACGAUAUUACUAAUUUGGUGUUUAAACCACGAAGGCAUCCUGGCGUUUCGAAAACCAGAACCGUUCACAUUCCAGAAUCUUUUGUUAAAGCGGUUCUGAAUGUUAUGGAGGAUUAUCCUGUAAAAUCAUUAGUCGAAGCAAGCCUGGAUUUGCAAAAACACUUAAAGUUAAAGAUUCCUCCAAUGGAAGAGCAGGAUAUUAAAGAGGCAACUCGACUGGCGCAUCAGAAAGUAUUGUUCAAACACAAGCAAGUCCCAAUAAAAGAUGAAAAUGAUGAACAUAGAUUUCGUCAAAUGGUCAAUAACAAAGUAUCAAAUAUUUUAAGGUGUAAAAUUAACAACUGGAAAGCAGUCAAGUAUGAUGCAUUUCUGUCCUUAGUGUAUCUUAUUGGGAGGUCAGCUGCAGAAUACUCGGUUUUGACUAAGAUUUUUGGCGACAUAGCUGAUAGAGAUCCAGAGUUUAAUCCCAGGAGUUUAUUUGAUUUUGGCUCUGGAGUUGGAACUGUAACAUGGGCAGCAAGUAGAUAUUGGAAAAAAUAUAUUUUCGAGUAUUUUCACGUUGACAUCUCCAGGGAUAUGAAUGAUUUAGCGGAAUUGCUACUAAAAGGUGGCAGAAAAACUGCACCCAUAUCUCUAAAAGGAGUUUUUUUUAGGCAGUUCCUGCCUGCAUCGAGUGCCAGCUAUGAUUUGGUAGUUUCUGCUUAUUCAUUACUUGAAUUGCCAUCUACAAGUGCUAGGUUAGAAACGGUUUUAAAUCUGUGGAAUAAAACACACCAGUAUUUGGUGAUAAUUGAACAAGGCACCACUGCAGGAUUUAAAGUAGUAAAUGAGGCACGUGAUUUUAUCUUGCAUAUUAAAAAAGAAGGCAAUAAGGGACACAUAUUUAGCCCUUGUCCACAUGAUAAUGUGUGUCCUAAAUAUGUACUAAGCGAUGGAACACCCUGUAACUUUGAAGUUAAUUAUGUUUCUAUGCCUGUGGGAGCAUCCUCUAGUACUCGAAAGGAAUUGUACUCCUAUGUGGUUUUAAAGAAAGGUGAACGGAAUGCUAACGAUGUAGAAUGGCCGAGAAUUGUAAAGCCUGUACUCGUAAAGCCUAGACAUACAAUUUGUAGAAUGUGUGUGCCAGAUGGAAAACUGCAAGAAGUAAUUUUUACUAAAGCCAGACAUGGAAAGACAACUUACCACUGCGCAAGAUCGUCUAAGUGGGGAGAUUUAUUGCCCAUUACAUUAUCCUGCAAUGAUGAAGAAAAAGAUACAGAAAGUAUUGAUGUGUCGAAAGAAUAACUAAUUUGAAAUCUAUUUGGUGCUUCACUUCUCAACUAAGAAAAAUAAGCAGAAAUAAAGUUCUUAUUCAUAAUGAA
This is a messenger RNA of Cylas formicarius (sweet potato weevil), 1551 nucleotides long. RefSeq names its product methyltransferase-like protein 17, mitochondrial. Gene Ontology annotation, cellular component: mitochondrial small ribosomal subunit. The transcript is spliced from 9 exons. NCBI's taxonomy places the organism in Eukaryota, Metazoa, Arthropoda, Insecta, Coleoptera, Brentidae. Gene Ontology annotation, molecular function: methyltransferase activity; structural constituent of ribosome. The record is from RefSeq and is a predicted model, not a curated record. Gene Ontology annotation, biological process: translation. Bases 296 to 1474 code for a protein of 392 amino acids.